AUGGCCUAUAGAGGACUGUUAGAGUUUAAUAUUUUGAGAUUUGUGCCCGGAGUUGCCCGGAGGAACUUCAGCACAAGUUCGUUUUUGCAAAGUAGGCUUCAGACGAUAAGAGAUAGAGCAGUGAGACAGCAAAUAGAGUGGAUCAGAGCAACAAAUCCAAUAAAACACGCAAACAGAACGGAUACAACGACAUAUAGGGAGAGGUGUAAGAUACCGUUUAAUCUGCCACCUCAGGAAGAGAAGGCAGAGUCGGAAGAAUUGAUGGAUGACAUAAAUGUUAACAAGUACGAGGGGAAGCUGGAGCAGAUGGAAAUAGAACACUUUGGAAAGAUAACAGCGGAGCAUGGAGACGUGUUGAAAGAAGGAGGAGACUGCCUAGUGGUGCCGAUACCGCCAAAUUUAACUCCACACAGAGGAUUCGGAAUGAAGAUACUUAAUCUGGGAGGGAAAAGGCUUAUUUCGGCACUAGUUCAAAGGUCAAAGCUGAUCAUAUCAGAAAGAAUCAAGGAGUUGGAGACAGUGAAGAGCACCUUUAAGGAAGCGGAAGACUACAAGAAGGCACUAUUGGAGGCGAGAACACUACAGCUAGGGGAUGUGGUACUGACACCCACGUUCGGAGCUGCAAAGUCGACGUUGCUGGCGUUUAUGAUAACGCCCUACUACUGGCAGGGAAACUCGAGGGAGGCAGCAGUGAAGCUGAGAGAGACAGUAAAGAAGUGUCUGGAGAGUCUGAACUUCCUCAAAAUAUCAAACGUGCUGAUGACGCACGUGGGAGAGUCGCUGCACGGCUACAGACCAAGAGACGGAUGCGAAAUAAUGGUGGAGGAGGCCUACGAGGUCAUAUUGCAGUUGGACCACGUUGUUCCUAAUUACUACCUGAGAUCGGUGAGGUUCGUUGACAAGGAUGUGGAAGCAUCGAGGACCUUUGCACACGCAAUAUACAAAAUUAGGCAGGAGAAGAUACCAGAGCACCAAGUGGUUCCAGCGCCAGUAUACUAUAGCAGGAAGAGUGCGAGGAUCAUUGAAAUAGACGAGUCGGUGUUAAAAUUUAGUUCCCAGUACAGAAAGAUAACAUAUAAGAAGCACAGCGUUGUCAGAAGGAGUAAGAGGCUGCACUAUCUGCGGAACCUCAGGCCUUUUAUGUGGAGAGGAGCCUCUAAGUUGUACGAGCCACCUCCGUUCCUCCUUUACAAGUUGACCGGUGCGGCAAGUGCGUUUCAACUGCCGCCGAGACCGUACUACAAAAAGGGCAUAUCACACAGGCUGUUCCCAUUCUACUCCAAUGGCGUCAAGGCGAUGAGAAUGUCCGGUUCAGGAAGAUGGGUAGGAACCCCGAAGAAGAAGGACAUAUACACGACUAAUUUGCAAAACACAUGA
Theileria orientalis strain Shintoku is the source of this 1377-nucleotide messenger RNA. RefSeq lists its product as hypothetical. NCBI's taxonomy places the organism in Eukaryota, Apicomplexa, Aconoidasida, Piroplasmida, Theileriidae. The record is from RefSeq and is a predicted model, not a curated record. The coding region runs from base 1 to 1377 and encodes 458 amino acids. The transcript has 6 exons.